Messenger RNA from Oreochromis aureus, 3616 nucleotides. RefSeq names its product synaptotagmin VIa (gene syt6a). Gene Ontology annotation, cellular component: membrane. Bases 1 to 1506 code for a protein of 501 amino acids. Gene Ontology annotation, molecular function: syntaxin binding; calcium ion binding; calcium-dependent phospholipid binding. The record is from RefSeq and is a predicted model, not a curated record. Gene Ontology annotation, biological process: regulation of calcium ion-dependent exocytosis; cellular response to calcium ion; calcium-ion regulated exocytosis. NCBI's taxonomy places the organism in Eukaryota, Metazoa, Chordata, Actinopteri, Cichliformes, Cichlidae. The transcript is spliced from 7 exons.
AUGGAGGUGGAGCUGGGCACCGACUCUAACGUCAACCUGUACGCUACUUUUGGCCUCCUGCUCGGUGUGUUUGUGGUCUGUGGCCUGGCAUUGCUGGGACUUCUUACAUUUGUCUCCUGGAAGCUGUGCUGGGUGCCUUGGCGGACUAAGGCCCACUUUCCCAGCCCAUCCCUCAGCCCGGCCCGUGGCCCACAUCAUUGCCCGCUUCAGCCGCCACUCCUGUUACCCAGCCCCCAGCAGACGCCAGUCACCAUGGCAACAGAGAAGGUGAAGGACCCCAUGGGCUCGAUUGGUUUCCUGGAGGCUGCGGUGAAGAUAAGCCAUACCUCUCCUGACAUCCCCACUGAUGUGCAACUCUCCAUGAGGGAGCAUUUCCUGCGCCGCACGCAACGCAUGCAAAGGCAAACAACUGAACCAGCUUCCUCCACUCGGCACAACUCAUUCAAAAGACACCUGCCCAGGCAGAUGCAGGUAGGCAGUCUAGACCUAGGAAAUGACUACAUGGUGGACAAGGAUGAAAAGCCCACUAGCAUCGGUCGUAUCCAGCCAGAGCUCUACCAACAGAAGGCCCCAGAAUCAGAGGACUCAUCCAAGAACAGCAGUAAAAACUGUGGCAAGAUUAACUUCUCCCUCAAGUAUGACUAUGAAAAUGAGUCUCUCCUUGUCAACAUCCUCAAGGCAGUAGACCUACCAGCCAAAGACUUAUGUGGCACAUCUGACCCUUAUGUGAAGAUCUACCUGUUGCCCGAUCGCAAGAAGUUCCAGACUCGUGUCCACCGGAAGACACUCAACCCCACAUUCAGUGAGAGCUUCCAGUUUCCUGUGCCUUAUGAUGAGCUGGCCGCCAGAAAGCUCCAUAUGAGCGUUUUUGACUUUGAUCGAUUUUCACGGCAUGAUAUGAUUGGUGAGGUGGUGAUGGAAAACUUGUUUGAGACGUCAGACCUCUCCAGGGAGACAAACAUAUGGAUGGACAUCCAGUAUGCCACCAGUGAAAGUGUUGACCUUGGAGAGAUCAUGUUUUCACUAUGCUACCUGCCCACUGCAGGCAGACUCACACUUACUGUCAUCAAGUGCAGGAACCUAAAGGCCAUGGACAUCACGGGAUACUCAGAUCCCUACGUGAAAGUGUCACUGAUCUGUGAUGGGAGACGUUUGAAAAAGAAGAAGACGAGCAUUAAAAAGAACACUCUGAAUCCCACCUACAAUGAGGCCAUCAUCUUUGACAUCCCGCCGGACAGUAUGGACCACGUCAGCCUCCACAUCUCCGUCAUGGACUAUGAUUUGGUAGGUCAUAAUGAGAUCAUUGGUGUGAUGAGAGUUGGAUGCAGUGCUGAGGGACUUGGCAGGGACCACUGGAACGAAAUGCUGGCCUAUCCGCGGAAGCCAAUUGCACACUGGCACCCCCUGCUGGAGCCCAAAAAAUCUGAGAAGGAGUGGAAGGCGAGGACAGCCAGCUUUGACAGCCAGGGCUCCUGCCCUUCACCCAGGCCCCCAGCCAGUCCCUGAGCAGAGCCACCUGUGACCCAGCAGCCCAGAAGGGGGUUUCCGCCCUCCUGCUAAACCACUUCCUGUCUGUCUGAUUGAGGAGAAAUACAACCCCAGCGUGUCUCCCUCUCCCACUUUCUCUCUCUGUUUCUCCCUUCCUCGAGUCUAGUUCCAGAGCACUCCCAAGAACUGAUCUCGGACUACCGUCAGUCAGUUAGUUGUGUAAAACCAACUCUGUUUUCGGGUUAAAAUUUAGGGUCCUCAAUUUCAAAUGUGGGUGUUUUGAUGGGCCGAAGUCAUUUGGCGGACAUGCAGUCUGCAGAUACUGAGCCGUCUGAGCUGAGACGAGCUGAUUCCGGUGUCCUCACAGGAGACUUUUCAAACACUGAAGAUUCAACAUUGCACUGCAGAGACGUUUGAUGAAAAAAAUAAAAAAGCUCAGUCGGAUAUCACUCCUUGAAAGCAGUGGAGGUUUCGCAGAGGGAAGCUGAGGACACGGCCUCAGCAGAAAAGGAGAAGACCUUAAGAGAUCUGAAGCUUUUUCAAAACUCUACAGCUGUAUAAGAAUAAACGAUGCUGAGUGUAGCAUUUUGGAAAUAUUAGAUAUAAAACCACUCCACCAUUCGUUAUUGUUUGUGAUGCUCCAGCUGAGUUUGCUGUACUUCCACUUUCAUCACUAACAGAAGCAAUUAUCAGAUCUCCAUCUUAUUGAGGAGAGGCGGGAUCAGACUGAAACUAAUAUAUUGUCAGCCUGACAAACUGCAGCUUUGGUGUGUUUUCAAAAGCAGACAUUUUACAUGACAAAGAAGAAAAAGCUGCAGGAUUAUUGGGCUUCACAGCAGAGCAAAUUGGCUGCAUUGCAGAUUUUUUUCGGGUCUUUGUCCAUUUUCAGCGUAAGAGGUAGGAGGUUAAAUUACCACACAAAGGCACAGCCAGAUUCUAAAAGACAAAAUAUAAUUUUGACAAACAAAAGUUUUCACAGAGGGAGCUGCAAAGGUUUCUGUAAACAGGGAAAAUGCGAGCACACUUUACACACCCUUACCUCUUUCUCUGUUUGAUGUUGCAAUCUCACCCUCUCUUCCAGGUGAAAGCUCACACCAACGCUCAUGUUUUCUUUCAGAGAAAAACACUUUUCAGAAACACUUCUUUGCCACGUAUUGUGUUUUUAUGUUUGUUUUUUUCAUCUGAUUUUGGUGGAUGUGUAUAGCUUUAUGUACAGGCAUCUGCUGGUUACCGUAUGUAUGUUUUAUCUAAACAGAAAAAAACAGAAGAGAAAUACAAUGAUGAAAAAAAACUGACUUUAAAUUUAUGUAGCCUUGUUGGUGGUAAGGAUUUAAAAUACUAAAUGGAAAAAAAGAAGAAAUUCCUUCCUUUUUAGAAACAUUCAACUUUCUUGAUGUUUAUGCUGUCUAAUUAUACUGCUGGAUUCAUGUACAGGGAUAAAUUAUGCUGGAUCUGUAAUAUGUGGCAUUUGGAGGAUAUUUGAUGUAAGAAAAUGUUUGAUCUGUAUCAGUAUUAUUCAUUUGAUUGGUCCCUGGUUAUUAUUGGCUCUCUUUACAGUAACUCAAGUUUUAGUUGGAUAAAAGAUGAUGGAUGCAGUCUGCGUAUCUAUGGAGUAUACACCUUUGAUAUGUUUGAUACAACUGCCUUUUACUCCAGACAUUAUACCGAGUUACAGUUUUGAACAGAUCAUUGCAUUGCUUUAUCGUACUGACUUUACACACUAGCAGCUGCAAUGCUGCACAAGUGCUGAUGAUGCAAUUUCAGUCAAGCUCCCUCAUAACCCUUACAUACAAUGGAUACUAAAUUUGUGUAAGCUUAAUUAAGCACUUACUUGAACAAGUUAUAAACUCGUUUUUUUAUAUCCAAUUAUGUUAAGCUCAUAGACUGUAUAUAAAAGAUGUCUGCAGCCAACGUGAUACGACCCUUUGGUUAAUAAAGUGCUGUUGUGAAGCUUAAAGCUGCCCAUUUUUACCAUCACCAUGUUGGUGUUUUGGAGCCCUAUGUGAUGAGAGAGGGAUGGAUGAUGCUGAGAAACUGAGGAACACUCCACUCUCAUAAGGACUCAUCAGUAGUGUUGGGUGUACCAUGUUCCAAAGUAACACAUUAUAUAAUAUUAUUAUAUAUUAGU